AUGACGGGCAAAACAGAUGUCCCAGGAGUCGCGCUCAUUACUGGCUCAGGCUCGGGCAUUGGGCGGGCAACGGCUCUAUCAUUUGCGCAAUCCGGUUGCACUCGCAUCGCACUGCUCGAUCUGAACGAAGACGGUCUUUCGGCUACUAAAAAACUCAUCGAGGAGGCUGCCGGGGACAACAACUCGCUCAAAAUCCAUAUUUACAAAUGUGACGUUUCCAACCACGACAGCGUCACGCAAGCCUACGCCGACGUCAAAGAAACAUUCGGCCGUCUCGACUAUGCCGUACAUUGCGCAGGGAUCAUCGUCUUCGGGCGAUCAACCGAGUUCUCCCUCGAGGAUUUCGACAGGCAGAACAGCGUGAACUACCGUGGUUUGUGGUUGUGCUCUCGCGAAGCCCUUCGGAUUAUGCGCACCCAAUCACUGGAUUGCGAGGCGUAUCCUGAAGCUCAGAUCCCGCCGACUCGUGCCCAGCGCGGAAGCAUCGUCAACAUCUCCUCGGGCCUCGCAUUAGUGUCGCAGUCCAACUGUCCGGCAUACAGUGGCGCCAAGGCCGGCGCAUUGGCAGUCUCCCGCUCCGACGGCAUCGACUAUGCGUCUGAACGUAUCCGGGUCAACGCUGUCUUGCCGGGGAUCGUGGAUUCUCCAAUGACAAACCCGGACCCCGAGACUAGAAAGUGGCUCGAAACGAACCCUGUCCAGAGCACGCCAAUGAGGAGGUUCGGACUGCCAGAGGAAAUCGCAGACGUUUGUGUCUUUUUGUCUGGUAACAAGGCGAGCUUCGUCACCGGGGCAGGUUGGUGUGUCGACGGCGGUUUCAUCGCUGGAAUGGCAUAUUGA
Molecule: messenger RNA, 840 nt
Organism: Fonsecaea nubica
Lineage: Eukaryota; Fungi; Ascomycota; Eurotiomycetes; Chaetothyriales; Herpotrichiellaceae
Exons: 1
Coding region: 1-840 (279 amino acids)
Biological process (GO): fatty acid biosynthetic process
Molecular function (GO): oxidoreductase activity, acting on the CH-OH group of donors, NAD or NADP as acceptor; quinone binding
Source: RefSeq, a predicted model, not a curated record